UUCAUUUUCGGCGUUCACGUGAGUUUCACAUCAUCUAGCGGCCACCGAAAAAAUCUCACUGCGUCAUCUCGUGACUGCCGUUAAAAGCUGCUCGUUGCAUUCGGUCGACGUCUAACGACAACAAAAUACUUCGGUUGCGAAAAAUUGGGGUCAAAAUCUAACCACUGCUUCGCUUCGGGAGGUUGGAUUGGACAGAAACCACUACUUUCACUUUCGUAGAAAUUAAGAACAUACCGACAAAAUGGGUGUAAUUAAACGCUCAAAGUUCCUUCACGUAUCGCCUUUAGAGACUGGACCAAUUUUACCUGAAAGUGAUUCUCUGCCAGAGUUGGCACCGCUAGAGAACCCCACUCCUGCUGAAGCGCUAACCCAACAAACUCGACAUCAGCUUCCCCCAGUUAGGGUUUCCAGACCAACAUUGUGUUUUCCUAAAACUUUGGUGGGGAAAAGUCGUUCCAGCCGCAAAUCAGAGAGUGGACAAGACAAAAUUCCAAAAGGGCAAAAAAAGCAAAGACGUUACGAAAACAAUAAAUUCUUGCUCAACUUGGCUGAGUCGGAUGAAGACAAAAGGGCUGAACCAGGGUUUACUGAACCUCACUCAGUAUUUACCAUUUUACUGCAGGAGCCUGAGAAAAUGGGGGCCUGGAAUUCUUUUUUGAGUCUUAGUGAAGAUGAUCAGUUGGCAAUUAUUGCCAAUAAUGAAAUAUUUGCGUAUUUCAACAACGAGCCGGUCCUGGAUCAGGUGCCUUUGGCCGCCGUCGAAAAGAUUGUUAGCUAUCGUGAAAGACGUAGAAACAUGACUGCUGAAGAGGCGUUCUGCACCUUGUGUCCUAAACUGAAAUCUAUUUUCACCAAACGCCAUUUCCCUAUGGGAAUGCUAGCACAAUUGGAGAAUGAAGUUCUUGAUUUUUUCAUGGACGCUCCUCAAGGAACAUGCGUUAUCGAAAGGCAAUGCAGUUUUGAUCGACUCAUCCUCCACGCUAUUACGCAGUUCAACUUCCUCUGUUCGCAAAGUUUUACAUCUGAAAAAAAUCGUCGAAUGACACAUAUUCGGAAUAUUUGUCCGGAUUUCAUCCCACCUCCCGUUUCCCUAUCCGAGUACAUCCGAAAGAAGCGCUGCUAGUCUAUUGGUAGACUAGGCACGCAGUGGUCACAGGAAAUACGUUUUCAGAUGAGAUGAUUGACCCUAUUUUAAAAUCCUUACGCGUACAAUGUUUUCCUCAGUUGAUAGACCUCCUACCUUUAUUUUCCGUUAUUGGGUUUUCGUUUUUCAGAAAUCUGUUUUACCGUAAUUUAUGCUGAUUUAAAACUAGCAUUACUUUGGGUCAUUUAGGUUUGCACUUUGAAGUUGGGGUUCGUUGACCGUGGAAAGUGGCAAUAAUUUUAUGUUUCACCAUUCAUAGAUUUUUUGAUUUUGUUUUUAGAGAAAUCUUGUUUACUUGCUUUUACAAUAACGCCCAACACCAAUAAGGAGGUUCUAAGAAAAUAGAAGUUUUGAACGUA
Molecule: messenger RNA, 1503 nt
Organism: Daphnia magna
Lineage: Eukaryota; Metazoa; Arthropoda; Branchiopoda; Diplostraca; Daphniidae
Product: R3H domain-containing protein 4
Exons: 6
Coding region: 242-1123 (293 amino acids)
Molecular function (GO): nucleic acid binding
Source: RefSeq, a predicted model, not a curated record